AUGGAUGUUGAGGUCGUUAAGGAUGGAUCGCAAGGGAGCAGGGAGGAGAAGGAAGCCGAGCGCAAGGAAGCUGUUCGCAAGGAAGAUUGCGAAGAAUUAAAUGCCCACGUGUCGAAUCGCGUAUGGCCUCACGUUCUGACACCUCCCACCUCGACUCCCUCGCUGCUCCCCUGCACCAGGUCCACCAACGCCGCAGACCCCGACCAACCAGUGUCCGUGAGCGCGGCCCACGGGCGCCUCGUGCUCCUCCUCCGCUUUACGCGCUCGGGCUUCCACCUCACGCGCCUCGCUCCUCCCGCUCCCGAUUCCUUCCACUCGCCGGGAAGCGCCGCGAGCCUCCCAACCCUAGCCAUGGCGAGCGCGUCGGCGGCGGCCGGGGCCUCCUCCUCGUCCACCCCGCAGGCAGGCGGCGGGGACGCGCCGCGGCAGCGCCGGGCCCCGCGCGCCGGCUCCGACCCGCUGCUCAUCGUCUGCGGCUGCUUCAGCGUCGUCACGGCCGCCACCGCGCUCCUCUGCGUCGCCGUCAACGUCCUCUCCGCCGUCCAGGCCUUCCGCGCCGGCUCCAAUAUAUUCGGGGGCAUAUUCCGGUGCUACGCGGUGGUGUUCUCGCUCUUCGUCGGCGUCCUCGAGACCGAGUGGGGAUUCAUCAUCAAGUUCUGGAAGAUAUUUGAAUACUGGCCUGCACGGGGAAUGCUACAGAUCUUUGUUGCUGUCAUGACAAAGGCAUACCCAAGUAUUGAAAGGAAUGAUCUGAUUUUGCUCCAGGAGAUUGCCAGCUAUAUGCUUCUUGCAUGUGGAGCUGUCUAUGUUAUCUCGGGGAUAUUGUGCAUUGGUGUGCUAAAACAUUCUAGGCAGCAGAAAGCAACAUCAAGGGAGCAAGCAGUCAAGGAUCUGCAGGAGCUGGAGAGACGGAGAGAAGAACUUGAGGCGCUGUUAAUUGCUGAGCGGUCCGAGCUGGUCUGAAGGCUGACCACAAUGAUCUAACGUCUCUCUUCCAUUGUAGAUAACUGUCUUUUCUGAUGAUAGCAUACUGCUUGGUGACGGCCAAUGAUCGUUCAUCCAGAAGUCAUUUUUGUUGAAGUGUAUCUUCGUUAGUUCCUCUGUAUUGUGGUUUUCCUCUUGUUUCCAGCUGAGUUGUGGAUUUCUGGUUUUGAAGCAUUGCCUGGGAAUAGUAUGUUGUUUCAGUUAGAUUACAGCAUGUGUGUGAUGUACCAUGCUGCCCUCAUGUAUGGCAUUUGUGUCAUGUACCAUGCUGACCUCGUGUAAGCUUGUUGUGUAUGUUGCUGAAUAGUUCCCCUGAAUUUUGUGUAGGGUUUUUGUUCAUGAACCAUGAGCUCAAGCAAUUUCCUUUUCUCACAGAUGAAUUGUAGUAACUCAUCCUUUCCUAUUGAAGUCAUGAUUAUGAUUAUGAUUUCUUGAA
Panicum hallii is the source of this 1420-nucleotide messenger RNA. RefSeq lists its product as uncharacterized. The transcript is spliced from 8 exons. The record is from RefSeq and is a predicted model, not a curated record. Bases 1 to 963 code for a protein of 320 amino acids. Lineage: Eukaryota; Viridiplantae; Streptophyta; Magnoliopsida; Poales; Poaceae.